Messenger RNA from Phoenix dactylifera (date palm), 1766 nucleotides. RefSeq names its product RNA-binding (RRM/RBD/RNP motifs) family protein (gene TRM9). The record is from RefSeq and is a predicted model, not a curated record. Gene Ontology annotation, molecular function: demethylase activity; oxidoreductase activity; RNA binding. Gene Ontology annotation, biological process: demethylation. Lineage: Eukaryota; Viridiplantae; Streptophyta; Magnoliopsida; Arecales; Arecaceae.
AGGCGGCUGAAUUUUCCGCCUACGUCUGUCCCUCCGUGUCUCAAAGCAAACCCUAGAAUUAAAGGAAAAAAAAAGGCCCAAUCCUUCUCCUCCCCGGCCUGAAUUCAGUCGUCUCUCUAUGGGGUAAGAAGUAACAAACGAUAUUACUUACAAUUAUGAAUAAAGUCCAGUCAAGAUUCGCCCGUCCAAAGGGGAUGGAUCAUGAGUCAAGCUCUAACUUAUAUGUUGCCAAUUGUGGGCCAGCUGUGGGCAUAUCUUUUGAUAAUAUUGAAUCAGUUUUUGGCACCUUUGGGAAGGUUAUAGGAAUCUAUGCUGCUGAUGAAACUGGUACUCGUGUGAUUGUUUGCUUUCAUGAAGUAAGUGCUGCUCAAGCUGCCUUUAAAGCUUUAAAUGGCUCGUCUUGCUCCGAUCUUGGUGGGCGAACCCUGCAUAUACGUUAUUCAAUAUCGCAGCCACCUCAGAAGGUUUUGGGCGAUGAUUCACUUCCAGUAUCUUUAUUGGCAUCAGAGCUGGCAAUUCCAGGAAUUUAUCUGGAGCAUGAAUUCAUCACUCUUAAGGAGGAGCAGGAACUUCUUGCAGAAGUGGAUACUAGGCCAUGGAAAAGACUGUCAAAACGCAGAGUUCAGCAUUAUGGUUAUGAGUUUUUAUAUGCAACCAAAAAUGUUGAUUCGAAGCAGUUUCUAGGUGAACUUCCAUCCUUUGUUUCUCACAUAGUCAAGAAGAUCAUGUUAUUUCCUGGCCUUGAUGACGAUAGAAGUAAACAAGUGGAUCAACUGACGGUUAAUGAAUAUCCUUCUGGCGUGGGUUUAUCUCCACAUAUAGACACUCAUUCAGCAUUUGAUGAAUUGAUCUUCAGUCUUUCAUUGGCGGGUCCAUGCAUUAUGGAAUUCAGGAGAUAUCCUCAAGGCACUUGGCAUGCUCCAGCUGCCGCUAUUGGGAAUAACCCUCAACAAUUCUCAAAUUUUACAAGGAAAGCUAUUUUCCUUCCUCCUCGAUCCAUGCUUUUGAUGUCUGGAGAAGGGCGAUAUGCUUGGCAUCACUAUAUUCCACAUCAUAAGGUUGAUACAGUUGGGGGACAUGUUAUCAAAAGAAGCUCGAGGAGGGUUUCUUUUACUUUUCGCAAGGUGAGGAAAGGGCCUUGCUGCUGUGAAUAUAGGCAAUAUUGUGAUUCUCAGAAAAGUUAAAAUGCAGUUUGAGCAAUGUUAGCUACUGAAAACAUUAAGCAACACUGAUCCGGUCAUGUCAUCACUUCUAACAGGUGACAAGCAGUUUGCUGACAGAUACUGAUGUGUAGCACUGACAAAGUCAGUUGAUGUUGCUUUGAAUAGGCGGCAGAAACUGAUGUGUAGCAGUUGAUAGAAACUCAUGUCAUCACUUCUAGCAGGUGACAAGUUAUUUAGGCUAAAUCUCACCAAAAGUUAGGAGUCCCAGAAUAGAAGUCAAUUUUGUGGAUACAUGUCGCGGCUAAUUUGACAAUAUUGCUUUUGGUAGCAUGAGAGUUUUUGUCAAUUUGUGGUUAAGUUAGUCAUAAUCUUGGUGAGAGAUGCAAGAUCAGAACAAACCAAUAUGCUGAAUUAUUGCAGCAUUUUGAUAGACGGCUUAUUUUUCUGCACUCCUGAUUCUGGUCGUUGGGUACAUGCCCGAACAAAGCCUGCAUCAUCAUCAAAUCUUACUUUGUUUAUGGUGCCAUGGAGAACAAAUUCGUAAUUGCAAUUAGUUAUAUUUCUUGAAGUCCUGCAGUACUUCUACAGAGUAUUGUAUUAGAU